AUGUGGUUUGUAUGUGGGACGCAAUCAGGUUGUUUCAGGCUCAUUAGCUGUCAGCGCGGAUCUCAAGAUCGCAAGAAGUCUCAACUCGUGAGCAUGGUGGCCACUGACUUGUCUAGCAAGCUGAAGCGCACCAAGAUUUGCAAGUUUUGGGUUUGCAGCAGGUGCACCUUGGGUGAAGCUUGUACUUUCGCACACUCCACCUGCGACCUCCAAGAGCAGCCGGACCUGGUCAAGACUGAACUAUGCUUCCAGUUCAUGUCCAAGGGCCGAUGCAAACGUGGAGCUGACUGCACUUUUGCGCAUGGCAAGAAGGAGCUCCGCAAGCCUCCCAAGGAGAUGCCGAAAGGCACUGCCGUGGCGGCCAAGAUGAGCGCAGAGGCGCAGGAAUGCCUUUCAGAGAUGGAGGUGAAGCCACCAGUCCGGGAUGAUCGGGUGUCAAGAACGUGGUGA
This is a messenger RNA of Durusdinium trenchii, 450 nucleotides long. The record is from the annotation of a GenBank genome assembly. Lineage: Eukaryota; Dinophyceae; Suessiales; Symbiodiniaceae.